Canariomyces notabilis is the source of this 1110-nucleotide messenger RNA. RefSeq names its product UPF0029-domain-containing protein. NCBI's taxonomy places the organism in Eukaryota, Fungi, Ascomycota, Sordariomycetes, Sordariales, Chaetomiaceae. Gene Ontology annotation, molecular function: protein binding. Gene Ontology annotation, cellular component: cytoplasm. The coding region runs from base 235 to 1110 and encodes 291 amino acids. The record is from RefSeq and is a predicted model, not a curated record. Gene Ontology annotation, biological process: regulation of translational initiation; GCN2-mediated signaling. The transcript is spliced from 2 exons.
CACCAUCUUGACUCCUGACUUCUGCAGAGCACAUAAACGCAGAUUAUGUACAUGAGAUCUCAUCAUGUACAUACGCGGCUUCAGUCAAUGCCUCGUUUAACUUUAACCUAGCUUGGAAUUCUCACUAAUUGUCGUCUUUCUCUGAGCAACAAAGACAGCUUUCAAUUCAUAGUUUUAGCCCUUCAGGCCCCCGGAGUGACAUGACAGACUGGCAAAAACAGCCCGUGAGAAACCAUGUCGGAAGCCUUCGUUGACGAAAUCGAAGCCAUAAACUCCAUCUACGGCGACAACACGCUCGUACACUCUCCGCAAGACCAUGAUGCCACCAUCUACAUCCUUACCCUCCCAGGUGGCACGAGCGCCUCUCUGCGGCUGCAGUUCCCGCCGACGUACCCGGACGUGCCCCCGGCCGUUCUCGGCACGCACAGCUCCGGCUCGGCGGGGAAGCGCGGCGCCGCGGCCCGGGACCUGGCCCUUUUCCGGGAUGCCGUGAGCCAAAUCUACGAACCGGGCCAAGUGUGUCUGUUCGACGCCAUCGAGAAGGUUCAAGAGCUGCUCGUCGCCGCCGGCGAGGAAGGACACGAUGAUGUGGGAGGGAAUGGAGAUAAGCUGGGCGAUCCCGAGUCUGCUACUGCUACUGCUGCUACUGUGCCUGCUAGAACGGAACAAAGCGGCGCCGGCUGUCCCACCACAACUCCCCCAUGGAUCCUGUCCGACCCCUUGACCGAGCUGAAAUCAACCUUCAUUGCCCGCUGCGCACCCGUGACGUCCCCCGUCCAAGCCGCGUCCUUUGUGCAGCACCUCUUGGCGUCCGACAAGCGGGUGCGCGCGGCUACGCACAACAUCACGGCGUGGCGCAUCCGGGGACCGAAUGGGACGAGCUUCCAGGACUGCGACGACGACGGGGAGACGGCAGCCGGCGGACGGCUGUUGCAUCUAAUGCAGCUCAUGGACCUUUGGGACACCAUGGUCGUCGUCACGCGGUGGUAUGGCGGGCAAAAACUGGGUCCCCGAAGGUUUGCCCUGAUCAACCAGGUUGCGAGGGACGCCUUUGUCAAAGCUGGGCUGGUUGCCGAGGCUGGCGGCGGGAAGAAGAAAGGGGGAAGGUGA